AUGUCUUCCUGCAAGCCGGUGUCCGAACGUAUCCGUGCCAGGCUGGAAGCAGCAGGCGAGCGGUAUUUUGCCAACGAUAACAUCCGUCGCUAUAUGCAUGCUGACGAAGUUGAAGAGCUUCAGCAUGAAGUCAAAGAAAAAUUGCAGGAAGUGCUCAAGUCACUGGUGAUUGAUGUUGAAAACGAUCACAACACGCAAGACACGGCCAAGCGGGUGGCUAAGAUGUUUGUGCAGGAAGUGUUCGCUGGUCGUUAUGCUGAGCAACCUGCAGUCACAGAGUUUCCAAAUGUAUCGCGUCUGAACGAACUGAUGAUCGUCGGUCCAAUUGCCGUUCGUAGUGCAUGUUCCCAUCACCUUUGCCCAAUCAUGGGUAAAAUCUGGGUGGGUGUUCUUCCAGAUGAAGAUUCUGCCCUGAUCGGACUGUCCAAGUACGCACGUCUGGUCGAUUGGGUCAUGUCGCGACCGCAGAUUCAGGAAGAAGCGAUCGCUCAAUUAGCCGAUGUGUUAGAAGAAAAAAUGGCGCCGGACGGGUUGGCCAUUGUGAUGGAAGCCGAUCAUUACUGUAUGCACUGGCGUGGCGUGAAGGACACCGAGUCCAAGAUGAUUAACAGCGUGAUGCGCGGCGCGUUCCGCAGCGAUGCUGACCUGUCGACAAUGGCGCCAGUUCGAAUAAGGGAUCGGUUUGUUUUGAAAGUUGCAGUUAUCGGUGCAGGAAUUACAGGCGUGUCAGCAGCAUGGCACCUUGACCAGGGUGGCAUGAGAGUUCACCUGAUCGAGGCCGGCCUGCGUAUUGGUGGUCAAGCACAUACGCACCUCAUAUCCGUUAAGGAAGGUAGUGUCACCGUCGAUACCGGCUUUUCUGUCUCAAACCCGGUUGGUUACCCAGGCUUUCACCAUUGGCUGAAUGGGUUUGACCUGGAGCUUAAUGCGGCCCGUAUGGACGUGUCUGUUCAGGAUCAGGUUGAAGAUCUGGAAUUUGGCACUGUCAGUCUCGCAGCGAUGACCGGCAAGGUUGGGCAGUUGUUCAGGUCAGGGUACUGGCGUAUCUGGCAGGAUCGGACGCGCCUGUUUGCUGAAUUGGAUGCCUUGCAAGGUACCGGCCAGAGCCUCGGUGACUAUAUACAGGGCAAGCGCUACAGCCGACGCUUCGUGCAGUCUUAUCUGUUACCGCUGAUCUCCGCGUUUCAGGGGUACACCGGAUCCGCAUUCGACAUGCCACUGUCUGAUGCGUUGAAUUAUCUUCGCUAUCAGAAGUUGCUGCAUUACCGCGGUGGCAGAGACUGGCAGGUUGUACAGGGCGGGUCAUCUGCCUAUCUGCAGGCCUUUGAAAAACAGUUCUCUGGUGUCAUUCAUACGAACAGUAUGGCGUCUGAUAUCAGCCGGGAUGGUCGACAGGUGAACCUGAUCAGAGAUGGUCUAGCAGAAACCUAUGAUGCCGUUGUACUUGCCUGCGACAGCGAUCAAGCCCUGCAUAUGCUCGCAGAUACAAGCUCUGAGCAGCGUACCGUUUUGGCUCAGGCUCUGCAGCGUCGCUGGUCAGAGGUUUCAACCCAGGACAUAUGCUUUGCCGGUGCCUAUUCCGGCUACGGUACACACGAAGAUGGUUUUAUCACCGGGUUGCACUGUGCUGAGCACCUGCUGCACAUGGCGGAGAUUAAUGUGAAUCUGCCGUUUAUCCUCAAUUUAGUAUUUUUCCAGAUUGUCUGGUUCAGCUGCGUUGUUGGUGCUGGCGCUUAUGGUCUGCACUGGCUGGCAUUAGGCGCCAUGGUUCCAUUGAUGGUGUUGAUCUGGUUCAGCCCGACCCGAAGAGCCGACCUUGCGCUGGCCACGGUCGCGCUGUGCGCGGGUCUGUUGAUAGAUAACGUCUGGGUUAAGACGGGGAUACUGCUUUACCCGGAGUACACCCUUGCCCCCUAUUGGAUUGGUCUGCUAUGGGUCGGCCUGGGACUGACCAUUAAUCAUUCUAUGUCGCUGUUUCGAGAUCACACAUUGAUUGGCUCUCUGGUUGUUGGCGCCUUUGCGCCUGUGACCUAUCUGUCAGGCGAACGCUUCGGCUCGGUGAUUGUGCAGGAACUGGCACUCACCCCACUGAUUUGCGUUACCUGGUUCGUGCUGUUCUUUGGUCUGGCCAAAUGGGCAUUAGCUAUGACGCAGUCGUCAGAGGUGUUGCUGAUCAGUGUUGCUGCGUUGAUUGGCGUGUUCAUGACGUACGUCAUUGUUGAAAACGUAUUGACCCGGGAAGCGCUUGAAACUGAAGCGGAGUAUUACUGGGAAGUUGUCCAGCAGGAUCCCACACAUCCUCUGCCAAAUGUGCGCAAUAUGGUGGGUUAUCUUGCCAAAGGGGACGAUUACUCUGCGGUGCCUGAGAACAUGCGCUCGCUUGAUCCAGGGUUUGGGCGAGCGGAAGGCAUGCAGGGCAAACCACUGAUAUUUGUCAGCCGUGAGAAUGAGCAGACGCUUUAUCUUGUUUUUGCAGAAGCUCAGGUAGCUGACCUGGUAUUCUAUUUUGGCCUGGCUCCGCUGGCUGCUGUUCUGCUGGUCGUUUAUAUCCUGCUGUUUCUAACCUAUCGCCUUUCUCACGCUGCUAUUUCGCCCAUGCUUAAUCUGGCCAAGUCCAUUGAACAGUUCGAUUUUCGUUCCACCCAGCGAUUAGAGGUGCCGGUCACACCUGAAGACGUUGACCGCGAAACCCGCCUGAUGGUUGAGGCACUGCAGGAAUUCAGUUCGCGCCUGGAAAAUUUUAUCGAGCGGGAACGUACAUUUACGCGUGACGCAGGUCAUGAGCUGCGUACCCCGAUAGCGGUGAUGAAAGGGUCGCUGGAUAUUCUUGAGAGCAACAAAGAGCGGUCAGAUGCCGAUCAGAAAGUGCUGCAGCGUAUGCGUCGAGUGGUGGUCGAUAUGGAGACCCUGCUGGAAACCCUGUUGAUGCUUGCCCGUGAAGAAGACGUUUUUGCCCAGGAAGGACCUACCAGCGUCAAUCAGGUCAUAGCAGAGGAGAUCGAAUUACUCUCUGAAUAUGCGGAAAAGAACAGCAAUCGGAUCGAGCUGAUUGAAGAAUUCGAUGUUGUCUGCAACGCACGCCCGAGGGUGCUUGCAAUCAUUAUGAGCAACCUGAUUCGCAAUGCGCUUACCUAUACGCAUAAAGGGCGUGUCACCAUUCGCAUCACGGAUCGUUACGUUGCGGUAACUGAUACCGGUAUCGGCAUGAAUGAUGAAGAUAUGGACAGUGCUUUCACGGCAUUUUUCCGCGGCGAGAAGGCAAAAAGUACAGCAAAUGGUCAGGGGUUGGGGUUAGCUCUGGUGCGGCGCCUGGCGCAACAGCUUGACUGGCGUGUUGACUUGGACAGUGAAGAAGGUGUGGGUACAGAAUUCAGAGUCUGGUAUAGAAACUGA
Messenger RNA from Symbiodinium pilosum, 3393 nucleotides. Lineage: Eukaryota; Dinophyceae; Suessiales; Symbiodiniaceae. The record is from the annotation of a GenBank genome assembly.